This is a messenger RNA of Boleophthalmus pectinirostris (great blue-spotted mudskipper), 1121 nucleotides long. RefSeq names its product GTPase IMAP family member 7. NCBI's taxonomy places the organism in Eukaryota, Metazoa, Chordata, Actinopteri, Gobiiformes, Gobiidae. The record is from RefSeq and is a predicted model, not a curated record. Gene Ontology annotation, molecular function: GTP binding.
UCACUUUUUUGUUUCAUCUGGGGCUCUGCUGUUGAACUGAGGUUGAUGGUAGUCGGCAGCAGUGGUCCUUCCCAGUUCCAGCUGACCAAUGCCAUAUUAGGACGCGAGGAGUUCCCUACAGAUGUUAACAGCAUAUCCUGCUCCAGUAAGAAGAAUGGGGAACUGGCUGGGAGGCGUGUAGCUGUGGUCAACGGGCCCAACAUCUAUGAUAAAGACAUAACAGCAGUUAAAAGAGAGAAUGAGCUGAGAAGAUCCAAGUGCCUGUGCAUACCUGGUCCACAUGCCUUUCUGGUUGCUUUUGACAUGGACAAAAUAUCUCCCAAUGACAUGAAAACUGCCAAGUUACUCAAAAAGCGCUUCGGAAGGAACUGUCUGAAGCACUGCAUGGUCCUGCUUGCACAUGAUGGACCACUAGAGGGCGCUGUAAUGGAGGAAAGAGUGAAGAAAGCCAAUUGGUACUUGAGAGAACUUGUGGAGAAAUAUGACGGUCGUUUUCACAUUUUUAACAAGAACUGGCAAGACCGUAGCCGUGAUAGGGAACUACUUCAGAAAAUUGAGUGGAUGGUGGCUUCUUUGGGGGGCGCGUAUUUCUCAAGCAGCGGUUUCCAGAAGGCGGAGGAUGUGAAGAAAGAGGAGAAAAGAUUGAAAAAAAAGAGAACAGCCGAGAUGGAGAGGGUUUGGGCUGAGAUGGGGAAACAGUAUGUCGCAGAAGACUUGUAUCACAAAAGAGAUGCCUACACAACCAGCGUUAGUGCAGAGAUCAGAGCUAGAGCAGAAAUGGACAAUGACUGGCUCAGGAAAUCCUUGGCUCGAGGGCUGGGGACUGGCCUGGUUGUAGGAGCUAUCAUGGGUGCCCUGGUGGGGUCCAUAGAGGGUCCGUGGGGUAUGGUGUUAUAUGGGGUGAUAGGCGGAGCAGUGGGGGGCUCGGCUGGUGGGACAGCUCAGAUAGCAAUAAAACACAUAGAGAACAGAGUGGCACCAACUGCAAGACUGAAUUUCAACUCUAUUUUCAUCAAUCGUUUCUUUGCUGCUCCACGCAACUGAACUUCUUAAUAACUGGACUGAAUAAAUAGCACUAUAAACUUAUGAAAUGUCUGUAAAAGAAGUCAAGCCAGCCAGUU